Messenger RNA from Neurospora crassa OR74A, 1855 nucleotides. RefSeq lists its product as hypothetical. NCBI's taxonomy places the organism in Eukaryota, Fungi, Ascomycota, Sordariomycetes, Sordariales, Sordariaceae. Gene Ontology annotation, biological process: protein N-linked glycosylation; N-acetylglucosamine metabolic process. Gene Ontology annotation, molecular function: beta-1,4-mannosylglycoprotein 4-beta-N-acetylglucosaminyltransferase activity. The transcript has a single exon. Gene Ontology annotation, cellular component: membrane. The record is from RefSeq and is a predicted model, not a curated record. The coding region runs from base 221 to 1855 and encodes 544 amino acids.
CGUCAGGGUGUUAAGAGUUUCCAAGUAUGGAACUUCGACGUCACUCUUGUCUGUGCCCUUUCUUUCGUUUGUUCAAAUCUCCCUCGUUUGUUUACUUUUACUUCACUUCCAUCAAAGCCUCCGGCUGGUUCUGUACUUAGGGAAAUUAUCCCCCCCCUGAUUCCUCCGUUCACAUUCCCACGUUUUCUUACCGCUACCGGGCAAUAACCAACCAACCAUCAUGCUCCUCCAACCCAUCACCAACCCCAGUAAAUGUACCCGCUACAUUGUUGUUCUCCUCAGCAUAUGGGCCUUCAUCUACCUCUUCUCACCCUUCAACCUCCGCCUCGACAAAAACAACCACGGCCACGACGACGCGGAAGCAAACAAGGGCAGCUCCCUCAGCCAGCACGAUAUCUGCCGCCCCUACGGUUGGAAACCCUACCAACCCCGCCAACCCUCGGACCCUCCCCGCAAGAUAUACGAUUUAGUUCUCGUCACCACGGAACUCGACCUGCUCGAAGUCCGUUUAAACACCACCUGGGACGCCGUCGACUACUACGUUCUGGUCGAGAGUGCCAAGACGUUUACAGGGCAGAAUAAGCCUCUGCUGCUUCAACAUGCACUCGACUCCUCCUCGCGGUUCGACAGCUACAAAUCCAAGAUCAUCUACCACGAAGUUGAACACCCCGAGGAUUCCAACCCCCCGCCUUCUCCCGCGACGAGAAGAGCAUCUGUGUCCGCAUCUGGAUCGGGAUCGGGAUCGGUACCAUCAUCACCAUGGGAAGAUUUCCACCUAAACGCCAUGUUCGAUCAAGUCUUUCCUUCUCUCGCAGCUGAUGAAACUGAACCCCCCACCAACCCCAGUUUGAACUCAUCAUUAUCAUCAUCAUCAUCAUCAAUACCUUCCCCCCGCAGCCCCCAACAAAACGACAUCCUCCUCCUCUCCCUCGCCUCCGAAAUCCCCCGCCCACAAACUCUUGGUCUUUUGAAAGAAUGUACCUUCCCAGCCCGCCUUACCCUCUCGUCCAAAAUGCACUACUACUCCUUCCAAUUCGUCCGUCGACCUUCUUGGUUCUCUCGCACGCACGAGUACGGUCCGGGGUACGUAGAUCAAGAGUCCAAAAAAGUGGAGUGGGGACAUCCGCAGGCUACGGUCUACAAGGGGGUACAUGUAGGAGGCAAGACGGUGAUGAAGAUGAGCGAUUUGCGGUAUGGAUUAUCUACUUCUGGUUCUGGUGUUGAUGUUUUCACUGGUAGUAGUAGUGAAAGUAAAAGUAAAAGUAAAAGUAAAAGUCAAAAGUGGUGGUGGUGGUGGUGGACGACAGCAAAAGAGUGGAUGUUGGACAAGGGGGGUGAAAAUUUCUGGUUGGGGUUACUAGCCAAGUGGUGGUUGUGGUUAUGGGAUGAUGGAAGACAAGGACAACAAGAACAACAAACGUUGCAAAACGCCAGCUGGACAUGUCAGUUUUGUUUUCCUACCUUGUCGGAAUUUCUCCUGAUGAACGACGAGGUAGAUGGGAUAGAUCGUCGUCGUCGCCAUCGCCUUGGCGCCGGUGGUCCUUUCGGUGAAAUUGAUGAAAUGGAAAGAGACAGGAUAGUCCGAUACGUGCGAGAGGGAAAAGAUCUCUGGGCUGAUAUCCACGAGCGGCAAGGUGAAAGGAAAAAGUGGGUAUUUGAAGACGUGGUUAACAACACGGACGUUCCGAGUUUCUUGUUGGAGUCGCCAGAAGGAAAAGAGGGCGGGAGGUUAAGGUUCUUGAUGGAGAGGGGAGGGAGGAGUGGUGGGUUUAGGGAUUACCAUGAGGUGUCGAGGGUGGGGGUGAAGGAUAGGGGGGGAAGGGAAGAAGCUCAGGAGAAGGUGAUGGGGAAGUAG